Xyrauchen texanus (razorback sucker) is the source of this 2820-nucleotide messenger RNA. RefSeq names its product tudor domain-containing protein 1-like. The record is from RefSeq and is a predicted model, not a curated record. Bases 109 to 2820 code for a protein of 903 amino acids. Lineage: Eukaryota; Metazoa; Chordata; Actinopteri; Cypriniformes; Catostomidae. The transcript is spliced from 22 exons.
GUAAGACAAAAUAUACGUUAAAAUACAUCCUCUGAAAAGCACAAGUGGACUAUGGAAUGAAGGAAAUAUGCACUUUAAUUCUAAUGCUCUUUAAUUUUAUUAAGACAGAUGGGCAGAAUGAAUCGGGCCUUCAAUCCAACCAUGAUAAGACCCAAUCUCCCCCUGAGAAGACCUGCGACAGGACCAGGUUCAUUUACACCCAGAGGCCCAGCUCCUGCAGUUCAUGAACUCGCUCAAGAGCAGCUUCUGGCAAGUGAUGUUCUAGAGGGUCCUAAAGAUGCAGUCAGAAAAGAGAACAACUUUGGAGACUUUUUGACUCUUCCACAGACAGUAGAGAUGAUGGUGGGCCCACUAGUGAAGUUGUGCAACUACUGCAGUCAUCAGGGUAACUUCAGGUGCACCCGUUGUAAAAAGACCUGCUACUGUUCUGUAGCUUGUCAGACAGAGGACUGGAAAGCUCAUCGACAUGUUUGCAAACCUAGCAAUUCAGAAGUCACCAGUGAAAAAGCAAAGGAAUCCAAAGCUGAUCCUUGUGGAAAUGGUGUACUUCAAGCCAAGGAAAUCUGUAUUGAAGUACAGCCAAAGAGAAUGUAUCAACGUGAUUUACGCCAGAACAAUCUUUCCAAAGGAGCUGAGAUACAGGGUACAGUGAUUGAACUGAGGAACCCUGGGAAGUUCUUCAUCCACCUCCAGUCAGUGGAGAUGAUGGAGUCAUUGAAAAACAUCAGCAGAGAGCUCCAGGAGACUUAUGGCACUUCAUAUGCUGCCGAGUACAAGCCUGAAAUUGGGGAACUCUGUGCUGUUAAAUUUUCUCUUGAUCGGAACUGGUAUCGAGCUGAGGUUCAGUCGGUUGAUGUGGCCUGCAAAAGUGCUAGUGUAUUUUACAUCGACUUUGGAAAUGAGGAGAACGUUUCACUUGAUUACACAAUGCCUCUUUCUGCCAAGAUUGAUGCUGCACCACCCUUUGCUUUGCAGUGCUCUGUUGCCAGGUUAACGCCUCUGACAGGAAGUUGGACGGGCGAAUGCACUAUUGCUGUUAAACGGUUACUUGUUGGAAAGAGCAUCACUUUCACAGUGGUGGACAUCAUGAAUGAUGGAGCUCUGCUUGCAGUAGAUGUUGCUCUUAGCACGAUUGGUAAACACCUGAGCACUUUCCUUAUAGACCAAGGCUAUGCCAUUAAAGAGGAUACUCCUCCUGUCAAACCACAGACCGAACAUGACAUCAAUUCUCUGCUGACAGCAUCUUUUGAGAACUUUAAGCGUUUGUCUGGAGGAAAGAAUGAAAACUCUGAAGCCAGGCCUCCAGAACCGUUGACUCAGGGAGUGGGUGACACAUUCACAGCCGUCGUCACUCACCUUCAAUCCCCCUCAGAAAUCCUCUGUCAGAAGCUAGAAAAUGCCAGUGUGAUCCAGCAGUUGCAGGUAAACUUGAGGGAGCACUGCUUGAACACUUCAGUCAGUGAGAACUUUAGACCUGCUCCAGGAACGGUCUGCUGCUCUCUUUUUUCUGAGGACAACCAGUGGUACAGGGCUAAAGUGCUGGCAUAUUCCUCUGAGGACCGCUUGUGUGUGGGUUACGUAGACUUUGGCAACUCAGAGGAGGUUGAGUUAAAUCUUCUGCGCCCCAUCAGCAUGGAGCUGUUAGCUUUGCCAACUCAAGUAAUACCCUGUUCUCUAGCAGGUAUCAAGCCUUCCACAUCCACCUGGUCAGAGGAUGCCACAUUGAUGGUGAAAAGUUUAGUCUGCAACCGCUUCAUUCGGGUGGAGAUUCUGGGUAAGAAGGACGGUAAGGCUCUGGUGUCCAUGAUCGACGAGUCCAGUGACCCUCAGACUAACGUCACUGAACUGUUGUUAGCAAUGGGUUAUGCUGCCACAGAAAGUAUUGAGCUCGAGAACAAGGAUCCAGCUCAAGAAUCCAUCCCAGGAAUGCCCUCUCUCUGCGGCCCUGCUAUUGAGAAGAUGGAGUGGACUUGUGCUGAGCUUCCCUCUAAUGGCCAGAAGGUGGAGCUGGUUAUCAGUACACUGAAAAGCCUUGAUGAAUUUUACUGUUACAACUACAGUGCUGCAGAUGAACAAAGCCUGACAGAGUUGUCCUAUGAGUUGAUGAAGCAUUGUGAGUCAGAGAAAGCUCCCUUCACCCCCACAGUGGGAGAACCCUGUUGUGCUCUUUUCACAGGGGAUGGCCAGUGGUACAGGGCAAUGGUACUAGAAGUGUGUGUAGAGAGAAAGGCCAGAGUUUAUUUUGUGGACUAUGGCAACUCCUGUGAGGUGGAGGCAGCAAAUCUAAAGGCCAUCUCCCCCAGCCAGCUUAAACUGCCUUUCCAGGCAAUACGCUGCUGGCUUGAAGGUGUGGAACCAGUUGAGGGUCAGAUGAAUAAAGAGGCAGUACGUAGGUUUCAGGCUCUGUGUGCCAGUCAGCCGUUGAGUGGCAAAGUGCUUUCCAUCACAGAAAAGGGUUAUGGGGUAGAGUUGGAGAGUAGUGGAAAAAGCAUUGCUGCUGUGCUCAUUUCUGAGAAACUGUCCAGACCUUACGGACUGGUGAAACAACCUCCACCAAAGCAAGCUGAGCCCACCAGUCAGAUUGAGGCUCUGCCUACACUCAAACCCAAUGAUCGGAAUCCACCUGCUGUAGAGCUAGCUAAAGUAAACAACAAGGAAGCUGCAGAUACCCCAGCAGUGGGAACCACAUCAAGUUCUACAUGUUCGGAACGACAUAAGGCUCCCACCUCAUGCUGUUGUCUUGAGCUGAAGCAAAAGAUUGACCAUAUUGAGGAAUUGGUCAUCCUCCUCAUGAAGGAUGUCGGUGGAACCAAACAGUAA